ACUCCCUAUUUGUAUUAUAUUUGUAUUUCACGUCGUUUGGGCAAUUGAUCCAGAAUUUUUGAAGACAUCUACAGAGUCAGCAGAUAUGUGUCUCGAAGUAAUAAAAUCCAGUGGACAGGUCUUUAAAUGCGCUACUACCGAUCCAAAAACCGGAGUUAAAAAUGAUGCUGGAAAGAGAACACAAAGCCAGCAAGAGAUGGUCACUUAUGAUUUCCUAAUGAAACCCACAAGAACUAAACUUUGGAUAGAUGAAAAGAGGGUUAAAAGAUUCAAACGUUCAAUGAAGAAGGAGGAAGAAGUAUUGAGCAGGUUCAUGGAGGACACUAUUAAAGUUCACAAUCAAAAGAAAACUACCGACUUGUAUGGUUUCCUAAUAAAACCGACUAGAACCCACAGAACUGCGAAUGAAGAAGGAAAUAGACAACGACGUUCAAUUGGGACGACGGGGGAAGAAACAUUGAAAGUGGAUAUAGGGCCCAAAGACUCAGUUUCAACAUUGCACCGUUCCAAGCGGACUUAGCGCUCUGAAGCCUUUAGCGGAGCCCUGGGCCUUCGAUAUACUCCUGGCAAUCUCAUAGUGAUGCCUAACUUUGCGAUAUAAAAUUAAAUAAAAAUAA
Leguminivora glycinivorella is the source of this 617-nucleotide messenger RNA. RefSeq lists its product as uncharacterized. The record is from RefSeq and is a predicted model, not a curated record. The transcript is spliced from 5 exons. NCBI's taxonomy places the organism in Eukaryota, Metazoa, Arthropoda, Insecta, Lepidoptera, Tortricidae. Bases 86 to 520 code for a protein of 144 amino acids.